UGCAAUAAUGAGAUUUAUAUGAAAUUAAAUAAAUUUUACAUUAGAUAUUAUCCACCAGGUAUUGUUUUUGAAUAUCAGAAACAAAGAAAAAUUAAGCAAAAGAUUUUGGAUUUGUUUGAUAUUGAACAAGAGACAAAUGUAGAAGCAUUAGCCGCUCGGAUAGCGAGCGACGAACCAUUGAUCACUCCUAAGAUAUUGCCUCAACUGAAAACGAUCUUGCAAAAACUUAAAGAUAAAACAUUUUUCAAAAACUGGAAUAAUGUCCUUGAUUUUUUUCAAAUUGACAAAACUCUGAGCAGUGGUCAUUUGUUACCAAUAACAAAUGUAUCCGUUGAUAAAUUCGGAGAUAUUUGCGCCACCGGAAGCUAUGACCGGACGUGCAAGAUUUGGAACACCCGAACGGGUAUGGAGACGUCGACGCUCGUCGGGCACGAGAACGCGGUGUACGUUGUGUCGUUAGACAUCGCGGGAAGGGUGCUGACCGGAUCGUUCGACAAAACGGCGCGGAUGUGGUCGCUGGACGACGGUGGCGAGUGCCUAUGCACCAUGCGAGGUCAUUCAGCCGAAGUAGUCGCGGUGGCCGUUGACCAGUCUACGCAGACUGUCGCCACUUCGUCAAUGGACCAAACAACCAAAUUGUUCAGCGCCGCCAAAACUGUUGUCACGUUGAGAGGACAUACUGGCGAAGUGGUGGUCAAUCAGUUUGGCAGAGGUGGGUCGACGGUGAUCACGGGUUCAUUCGAUAACACGAUCAAGAUUUGGGACAUCCGCACUGCCCGAUGUAUAGCAACCUUAAACGGCCACACAGCUGAAUUGACUGCUUGUCACUAUGACUUCAGCUGCAGAGCGAUCGCCAGCAGUUCAUUGGAUGGUACAGCCAAGUUAUGGGAUGUGAGGAGGACUGAUAGCUGUGUCACACAAUUACCUGGGCACACAGAUGAGGUACUGGACAUUUGUUUUGAUUCAGUUGGUCGUCGAGUGGCCACGGCGAGCAGUGAUUGUAGCGCCUGCAUAUGGGAUGUAAGCAGUGGCGACUUGAUUUCCGCAAUGAUUGAGCAUACAAAAGAAGUUACAAAAGUUUUUUGGGAACCAGCAGGACAUUAUCUGCUCACCGCAUCACAAGACCAUAGUUCAAUGUUCUGGGACACAGAAACUGGAGAAUGUUUACAAGAAUUAAAAGGGCAUACUGAUCAUGUAUUCUCGGUUGUAAUGAGUUACUUUGGUGAUACAAUUUUGACAGCGUCUAAGGAUAAUACUUGUUGUGUUUGGAAACAAUUUAAUUCAAAAAAUAAUUAA
Rhopalosiphum maidis (corn leaf aphid) is the source of this 1296-nucleotide messenger RNA. Its product is annotated as dynein assembly factor with WDR repeat domains 1. Gene Ontology annotation, molecular function: protein binding. Lineage: Eukaryota; Metazoa; Arthropoda; Insecta; Hemiptera; Aphididae. The record is from RefSeq and is a predicted model, not a curated record.